This is a messenger RNA of Meriones unguiculatus (Mongolian gerbil), 3986 nucleotides long. Its product is annotated as WAS/WASL-interacting protein family member 1-like. The transcript has 2 exons. Lineage: Eukaryota; Metazoa; Chordata; Mammalia; Rodentia; Muridae. The coding region runs from base 2055 to 2912 and encodes 285 amino acids. The record is from RefSeq and is a predicted model, not a curated record.
UACAAACGUUCCAAGAACAUAAAUGCGCGUUCCCAUUUCGCGGUCUCAGCCACCGAGGCCCAAGAGCCUAUGAGCUAAAGGAAGGGUUUUGGAGGGCUCGGCAACUUGGCGGCGGCCCCUCUGCGGCUCAAGGUCCAUAGGAGUGCGGUAUGAAGCCGAAGGCGACAAAAUCGCCUUCUCUCCGCCCCCGCGCGGGAUCGAGGCAGGGACGAGCGUCCUUCUCUCAGAUCCGAGGCAGCGAAACUCCGUGCUCGCGCUCCCGGCGCGUCGCGCGUCCGCGGGCCCUGGCAAUAUCCUUCGGCCUUGGGGCUCUGCCCCGGCCUCCUGGGCCGUGAGGCUACCCCCCGGUUUCCAGUUUCCCCCACGGAUUGAGGCGCAACAAGUCUGAAAGGCAGUGCCGGGGCAGCCACGGCCAAGGGGAGAGGGAGGGCGUAGGGCCCCGUGUGAGGCGCGAGAUGCCCCGGGAUCCCCGAACUCGCGCUGUGUCCACUUCUCGGGACUGAGAGCCAGCAGGCAGGCAGGCUCGCGGGACUGCCUCGGCGGGCAACCCACGCCCCCUUCGGAGGCCCCGAAGCUGCGCGCGUGGGGACGCGCCCAGGAGCCCCUGCCCUCCCUCCCCCCUUUUUUUUCCGCCUGCUUGACCUUGCUUAGGCACCUCGGCGGCGUCGAGAGAGCGGAGUUUCCAGGCCACCCUCGGUCGAGCAGGGAGCAGCUACCUCCUCGACCUCCCUCGCUGCUGCCUGCCACUGCUGCAAGGGUCUGUGUGAAAUGGGAAAGCUGAAGGUUCUGGGAGAUGUUCCAUGCGCUUUCUCCCAUCCCAAAUACGGGAUACCGCCUCUCAGAUAAUGAAAAAGGACCCCAGCCUCUCCCCCCCCCCGCCCCCCGACGCCUCCGCCUGCUGUUUUGUGCCCCUGCAGUAGCUCUCACGAGGAGGGGCGUGUGUUUAUGGCUAGAGAGCGGGCCACGGAGGGUCUCCUUGGGCCCUACGAUGCAGACUCACAGACCUCCCAACCCCCUCCCCAACACGUAUGCCAAGCGGCUCCUCUGGGGCGGGAGUGCGCGCCCCGUGCCCACCCACGCGCCUUCAAGCCUUUCAACUCCCUCGGAGUUGCCGCCCGAGACCCAGGGGGAGAGGAACGUGAUGGGGACUUGGGGGAGGGAAGGGGCGCAGAAGGAGUGGGAUUAGGGCCGGUCUGGUCCUAGCCCCGUCCGUGCGCUCUCCGGAGAAACUUGGAAGCCCCAAAUAAAAGUGGAAAGGCUAAGGGUGCCCAACAGGCCCGAGAGGGUGCCUGGCUGGUGCAGCCCUCUGGGUUCCCUGGGAGUGACCAAGCAGGAGCCACCGCGGCCAGGCGGAGGGACUCGAGUACAGAGCUGCAGCCUCUGACCAGCCCUCAAGCCACCGAGCUGCGCCGCGGAUUCACGGUUCCGCCGCCCACCUCCCCUGGGCCGGGGAUGCUCUCUGCUCGGCUUAGGCUUCCUAGAGGACCAGGGGGCAAGGGCUCCCGGCCGGAUCCCGAGCCCUCAGACUCUCGGGAGGAGGCGGGGGCCGCGCUCAUUCCUCGAGGCAGCGGCACGCAGCUCCGAAAGAGCGCAGCGGCGGCGGAGGCUGGUGGCCUCUGCCCAGCGGAGAAGAGACCCAACCGGGAGUGCUCAGCGCCCAGCCCCGCUGCCUCCGUUGGAGAGAGGGCAGCGGGCCGACCUAAAGUUCAGGGCAGCCUGUCUGCGGCUGCCUGUCCAACCCAACAGAAAAGAACCACCGGGAAGGAAACAGCUAGGGCGUAUGCGCGUGUCAGUUGUGAUGGUGGGGGCAUGAGGAUAGCCCUUCUCCCGAAUUCGGAGCUAAGCCUCCGGGGGUCUCCUCUGCCAUUGUCGGGUCUGUAGGUGAGAGCCGUGAGGGGAAGUCUGGGGGUUUCUCUGCCCGCCUCCAGCUCUGUGCGUGGGGUGUGUAUGUGGGGGGGGUAUGCAGCCGGGCCCUAUAAUGUAUAUAACGGGCUCUGGGUAAGAUCGGGGAAUAGGGGAAUCGGGUUGUCCCCUGUGAACCUCCUCGGGCCGGCAUGGGGAGCCAGGCGGGGCCCCCUUCGACCCCUGCCAGCCUCUAUGUGUGGGAGCACCACGGAAACGCCUUCCCCAGCGCGCCCCGGGUCUGCCCUGGGGAUAGAGGACGGGGUCCCUUCCCCGGCUCAGUCGGCCAGAUUGGCCCGGCUCUGCCCGGUGAGGAUGAGGGGGGAGGUGGGGAGCACCAAGAAGCCUCUCCCACCUUCCAGGGCGCCCCCUCCUCAGCCCGGCCAAUGCGGGAGCGCAGGGACCUGCCAGAUUCCGUUACCGCCGCUGGAGGAGAAAGGGGGCUGGGGGAAUGGAGCUGGGGUGGUGGUGUUCAAACUCCGGAGCUCCGAGAGCCUCAUCCUGGGAGCCAAGAAACCCCAAACGGCGAAGUUGGGAAGUCCGGGAGGCCACCCCUCCUCCCAGCGCGAGACGCCCCCUUUCGCCGCGCCCCCACCCCCCCUCCGGAGCCCUUCUUACCUUCCCCAGCAGCAGAGGCCCCGCGGGUGCCCGAGGACUCGAUCCAGAGACUUGCAAAGCCCCCGGAGCGCAGCGCGUCGCCAGCGGCGGAGCCGCGCGCGCCGGAUGGAUCGGAGCUGAGGCUACUGUCGCUGCCGCCCCCGACAGGCUCUGGGCCCCGCCGAGACGUUCCCAAGAGCGCACCCGCGGGCGCUCUCAGGCUCCUCCCCACCCCCUGCCUGGCCGAGCCCCCCGGGCGCCAGGAGGGUCCGGAUGCCCGGGCUGCGGGCUCUGCUGGGCGCGCGGGCCCGGAGUCGGGCCAGGACGCGGCGCAGACGCCUGUGCCGCCGGCUCGCCGGCUCAGCUCGCUCUACCGGGGCCGCCGCCAACGCCGCGCCCGCCGCCCGCCGUAGCCGCCGCCGCCGCCGCCGCCUGCGCCCGCCGCUCCCUCUCCGGCCGCGCCGCCGCUCCGGUCCUCUCGCCUGCCCGGCUCUUCUCGCCUUUUUUCCCUUCCUGGGGGGUGGGGGGGAGCGGAGCGGAGCCGGGGGCGGGGCGGCGCGGGCAGGAGGAGGAGGAGGCGGAGGACGCGGGGAAGGAGGAGGAGAGAGAGAGGCAAGCUGCUCCCCCGCCCGGCUGCCGGCGCUCCCCAAUCUCUCGCUCUCUGAAACUGGAUCCCGAAUCGGGAGCCAGAGACUGCAUUACGGAUUACAUCAGGCUUUAUAGAGCUUCCAGAUCACACAUUAGAGGGGGAGCGCGAGCGGGGGGCGGGUUGGGGGAGGGGAGCGGGAUCACGGAGAAGGGGUGCGACGCACGGGAGCGCGCGCACCUAAGACAGCCGGCUCCUGCCCCACGCAGCAGCAAAGCCAAGAGUUGGGACUGUGCUCUCUUCCAGCAGCAGGGGAGUGGCUGCAUCUGGGUGACAGGUGAUGGACCAACAAACGGAUGGAUGGAGAAGAGAAAUUAAGGGCUGUGCGCAGACCUAGAGGUGCCCAAAGGGGUCCCUCUGCCCGACCUGUUCAACCUGCGCUCACCAGCUCCGUACAUCCCAGGAUAGCAAUGGAUGCGGCCUGACACAUCUGUAGACCACAAUGCCACGUCCCAACAUCAAAAGAUUGGACACUCCUGCUUCUAGACUGACAACAAGAGUCCUGGAACCCCGAUCACAGGGAGGUUUCCUUGUGUCCUUCUCCACCAGGGUGCUUCUGCACCCAAACCCCCUGCUCCUGUUUCGCAACCUGGGACCCACCCUGAAUCCAAGACAUUUCCCCACAGGAUCCACUACUUCCCGCACUUGAGCAGGCCGCUGGUACCCUUGCUACCCACGAACACAUCUGCUCCAGCUGUUUGCAUCUGUCUUCGGGGCCACUGUCAACAACAAUACAAACUCAAAACCGCUGUCAAUACUCUCCCCCCCCCCCCGGGUGUCAGCACCCACAAGUGCUGUCCUGUAGCCCCCACCAAAACUUCUGAUUAGCAUCCUCCAUCAA